AUGACUAUUGCAACAAGGGCACAAGGACUUGCAGGAGAGACUGGUGAUACACAAGGCCCUGCUCCUGGACCAUCAGAAACCAAUGCAGAAGACAUCCAAGAUGAGGAUUUCGAACCGGACUUUCCCAAAGACAAACUAGCUUCACUAGAUGAUAAAAUAUCCAACCUUCGUUGGGUAGUGCCUGUAUUAGCAGAUCAGGAACUAGAAUGUCUACUAAAAGUCUCAAUAGACCUAGCCCGCCGGAAUCUAGACACCAGAUCGGAACCUUGCCAAAGGUUCUUCAGGGAAGGACUAACCACAUCUUUUACGAAAAUAUUAACCGACGAUGCUGUGUCCAGCUGGAAGCCCAAUAUACACGCGUGUAUCUUUCAAAAUUGCCUCAAACUAAUAGAACUGUGCGUGGUUAAGUUACCGCACGAUUGGUUCCCACUCUUGGAUUUGCUCGCCAUGGUCCUAAACCCAAACAAUAAGUUCCACAGCUUCAAUUCGUCAAGGCAAAGCGACACGGCGGGUCCUACUUCGAAUUUGUCUGAAGAAGAACUGUUUGCUAGGCCUUCUAACGAUCUGAGAAACCCCCGGGGUUGGCUGGUAGAUCUUAUAAACAAAUUCGGUGAGCUAGGUGGUUUUCAAAUUCUCUUAGAUAGGUUCCAAUCUGGAAAGAACUUGAGUAUAUCUAUAGUUUUCGCUCUGCUAAGGCCUUUCGGUUUGUGUUAUGAGUUUUUAACCACACACACUAUUAAUAAAUAUAUUUUACCUAUAUUAGAAAUGAUACCCGGUAUACUAGAUAAGUUAACAGACGAGGAGCUGAAGAAGGAGGCAAAAAAUGAACAAAAGAGCGAUAUAGUUUCCGCCAUUAUCAAAGCAUCCAAAAAUUUAGCAUCGAGGGUUCCUAAUCAGGACGAAUUGAUACGAACUUUGGAGGGUUUUAGACUUACGAUGAUACUUAGGCAGUUGCAAAUAUCCAGUUUUAAUGGAAAGAUGAAUGCACUCAACGAAAUCAACAAAGUCAUCUCUAGCGUUACAUACUAUCCAAAUAGGCACCACGGAAUGGAGGAGGAAGAAUAUCUAACGCCCGAACGCAUGGCCAAAUGGAUAAAUGAAAAUAAAGUAUUAGAAAUAGUUUUGAGAGAUUCUCUACAUCAACCGCAGUACGUCGAGAAGCUAGAAAAAAUCCUGAGGUUCGUCAUAAAGGAACGGGCGUUAAGUCUGGACGAUCUGGACGCCGUUUGGGCGGCCCAAGUUGGCAAGCACGAAGCUAUCGUCAAGAACGUACACGAUCUGCUAGCGAAAUUAGCGUGGGACUUCAGCGCCGAACAACUAGACCAUCUAUUUGAAUGUUUCCAAAACAAUUGGACCUCGGCUUCCAAGCGGCAGCGAGAACGCCUGCUGGAACUGAUCAGAAGACUCGCCGAAGACGAUAAAGACGGCGUCAUGGCCCAUAAAGUGCUGACUUUAUUUUGGAAUUUAGCCCACGCGGAAGAUGUACCGACCGAGAUUAUGGACCAAGCGCUCGCGGCGCACGUCAAGAUAUUGGACUACAGCUGUUCGCAGGAAAGAGAUGCGCAGAAGACUGUUUGGUUGGAUAAAUGCGUGGAAGAGUUGAAAAACGGCGAGCUAUGGGAAUUACCGGCUUUGAAGCAGAUCAGAGAAAUUUGUACACUCUAUGAGCAAAACACGAAUGGCGGUCACACCCAACGCACUCACCACAUCUACUACAGACAGGAGGUGAUAGAACGGUUGCAGAAUCAACACUCUCUAGUAAUCUUAGUAACUAACAGCCUUUGUAACUACAUGGAUAGGUUAAGGGAAUUGUUCAAAGAAAAUCCCGAAUUAACCAGUGAAACUUACAUACCGGACGGCAGGUACUGCCACGCCUUGCAAGUUCAAGAAAGACUGAAUUUCCUCAGAUUUCUCCUCAAAGACGGACAAUUGUGGCUGUGCGCGGAACAGGCGAAGCAGAUAUGGCAAUGCUUGGCGGAGAACGCGGUGUUCCAAAGUGAUAGGGAGGCAUGCUUUAAAUGGUUUUCUAAAUUGAUGGGAGACGAACCCGACUUAGAUCCCGGUAUUAAUAAGGACUUUUUCGAAAACAACAUUUUGCAAAUUGAUCCGGUUUUGUUAACUGAAAGCGGCAUUAAGUGCUUUGAACGAUUCUUUAAAGCCGUCAAUAUGAAAGAAGGAAAAGUCAGGUAUAAAAGGAGGUCCUUACUAACUGAAGAUCCCGACUUAAUAGGCCUGGAGUAUUUGUGGAAAGUGGUGACUCUAUGCGCAAACGAUAUAGCUAAUAGAGCUAUUGAAUUACUGAAAGAAGUUAGUACGAAUUUAGGCCCUAGACUGUCCCAAUCGCAAUUAGUUUUUCACGAAAAUUAUAUUACUGAUUGCUACGAUAGAUUACGUGCUCAUUAUGAUACUUUAAGUAUCCUUCAAAAAUCUACAAACGAUAAGGAUUUUGAUACUGAUCAAAUUCAAAACAGAAUCAAAGCAGAAGCUGUAAAAAUCUGUAGGGUGCUAAAAGUCUUACACGAAUAUAUUUGUGAGUGCGACAAUGCUUUCGUAGGAGAAAGGAAAAUUCUACCAUUGCAUAGGGCAUGUCACGGAAAGCAUCUCACCCUCAUUGUCAGGUUUUCUAGUCCUAAUAGGCAGGUGGAAGAUUUGGAGCUAUACACGCAUUCGAAUGACACUUUGGCUUCGCUCAGGAAGUACAUUUUAAGGAGGAUAAAACCCGGGAUUCAUUGCAAAUUGGAACUGUUUGUAAACGGCGAACCACUAGAACCUACAGAGGACAGAAAGCUGCUCUCCCAGAUUCCCAUCAGAGAUAAAAUGCUAAUAUCUGCCAAAGUAGUUCAAAUAAAUUCCAAUAUGGCGUCGUCGCAAGACAGUAGUUCGGAUAGUUCAACUUCAUCGCCUCACCAUCCAUAUGAUGGGCCCAAUGUAGAAGCGGAAAAUUUACUGCCUGGGGUGUUGAUGUCUCAACAGCCGUUUUACGCUCAAUUUUUCUGCCAGCUGAUGAAUGUGGGCAGCACUCUACCGUUCCCGACGUUGAGAGAUAUGGGUCAUGCACUUCUCCAGUUGAUGCCCUGCGAUAUAAUAACAAUGGAGAAACUUAAGGUGCUUUUUUCUGCUCCUGGAGAACAGAAUAUCACUAUGGAUACUAUGUUUUUUAGCGCAUCACCUGCAGAGGUACUGUACAACUUGGAAGUGCUGUAUUCCAUGCUGAUGCCCGCUUUGGACGCCUUGUCUGAAAAAUCAUAUGAAUUCCAAUACAGUUUUCUAAUAUCCGGAGAAGCCCAUGUGUUUUUAGAAAUGCUAACCAAAAAUAAUUUCAUGUCAAGCGCUGAUAACGUCUCCAGGCGAUCAGCUUAUCUAGUUGUAUUAAAAAUUUGUAAAUUGAUACUGACCUCGGUAGCACAUGUGUUGGUGAGGCUGAGCGAAGACCAUACUCCACCUGAAAACGAGUCUGUCAACGAGAAUACCACAACACCUGGCACGUUUUUGAGACAAGCGUUGAGAAACGUCCCAGGCCACUCGGAUCACCUUCUACGUCAAGUAUCCAUAAAACUAGCCCAGGGUUUAGCCCAACUGAUGGUCGCCGAAACUGGAAAUACUGGACAAGCGCAAGCUCUGUUCAGCCAAGCCUUGAAUUGGGAGUUGCCUGAUCUAGCGACGACCCUGGCUUUGGUAAGGCUCGUGUGGGCGGCGAGUAGUAACAAUUUGGGCGCGGUAAACGCAUCUUUAGAAAACCUUCACGCUUUAUCGGAGGCUUGCAAUAAAAGUACUGCGGAUCUGAUAAAUGAGGAUGUGAUGUUGUGUAAAGAAGCUCUCGAAUUACUGAGUACCGCUGUCGUCUUAAAUCCGAGCAGCCUACAGCAUCUCUACCAGGACAAUUGGUGGCCUUACUUCGUUACCGACUUAGUCCUGGUCAAUCCCAAUUGUUCCAUACGAGUGGCGGCUGCUGAGCAGCUGAUAAUCAUCUGUACAUGCGGCGCUGGUAGUCGAUUAGCCCUGCAAUUAAUAAAGCCACUUCUGUUUUCUCUCAUUAACACCAUAGUCGUGGAAAACGCCAAUACGUCCCAUGAGUUUUUUCAGCUGCUUUGUCGGCUUGUCAAUGUUGCGUACCUCACUGGCUGUCCCAUCAACGGCGUGGAAACCCUGCUGUCUAACGAAGUCGCGUGGUUACGUAAAGCUAGAGAUAAGCACGAAGUAUUAAUCGAGGGACAUCUCCUCUUAGCCAAAGAACUCCUGCUCUUCAUCUCAUCGGAGCAAAAAUGCGAAUUGGGCAGCGCCGAAUCCGGUAGCCUGAUCAAGGAAUUGCUGGAAGACUUCUUGUUUCCGGCCAGCAAGUUGAUGUUGAGACUGAACAAGACAGGUCAAUUGGGAGAGGAUCCAGCUAUUCCAAUUUGUGAUACUCCCCAAACUCAAGCAGCGGCUUUUGAUCUUCUCAUCGCUUUGUGCUUGAACUGCGUACAGAACUACAAGCAGCUGGUCAAUAUGUUGACGGAAAUGUUUUAUUCUGAUUCCGAAACCUCAAUAACCGAAUGGGACUACCUUCCCGCCGUUGGUCCUCGUCCUUUUCAAGGUUUCGUGGGUUUGAAAAAUGCCGGCGCAACUUGCUACAUGAAUUCCGUAUUGCAGCAGUUGUAUAUGGUUGAUAGCAUUAAGGAAGGCAUCUUGGAUGCCGAAGGUGCAGCUACUGAUCCAAACGAAGAUUUUACUGGCGAAGAGCGACUGGAUUUAGACGUCGACUGUACGGACGACAGAAACAGUUUGGACGAUAACAGAAAAGAUUACAACGUUGGUAUAUUAAAGCAAGUGCAAGCCAUAUUCGGCCAUCUUGCUUGUUCGCGCCUUCAAUAUUAUGUGCCUAGAGGACUUUGGAGACAUUUCAAACUUCAAGGCGAACCAGUGAAUCUAAGGGAACAGCAAGACGCAGUUGAAUUUUUUAUGUCACUAGUGGAAAGUCUGGAUGAAGCUUUAAAAACUUUGGGUCACGAGCAGAUAAUGUCGAAAAUUUUGGGCGGUUCCUAUUCGGAUCAGAAGAUCUGCAAAGGUUGUCCGCACCGUUAUUCCAAAGAAGAACCAUUUAGUGUGAUUAGUGUAGAUAUUAGGAACCACAGCAGCCUGCCGGAUUCCAUGGAGCAAUAUGUCAAAGGCGAAUUGCUGGAAGGUGCUGACGCGUACUACUGUGAGAAGUGCGCGAAAAAAGUAGUGACUGUUAAGCGACUCUGUGUUAAAAAACUGCCGCCUAUCUUAGGUAUCCAAUUGAAGAGGUUCGAAUACGAUUUCGAACGAGUGUGCGCCAUCAAAUUCAACGAUUACUUCGAGUUCCCGCGCGAUCUCGACAUGGAGCCCUACACGGUGUCUGGCUUGGCGAAAAUCGAAGGAGAAAUUAUUGACUGUGAUCUAGAUCCUAGUACUAGCGACGUGUGUACCAAGUAUCGCCUGUCUGGGAUCGUUGUGCAUUCUGGACAAGCUUCCGGUGGACACUAUUACUCGUAUAUUAGAAGUAGGGAUCUCUCUGGGGAAAUUAGGUGGUAUAAAUUUGACGAUGGUGAUGUAUCGGAGUGCAGAAUGGGAGAAGAAGAAGAAAUGAAGGUGCAGUGUUUCGGCGGUGACUAUAUGGGUGAAGUAUUUGAUCCCAUGUUGAAAAGAACGACUUACAGGAGGCAAAAAAGGUGGUGGAAUGCGUACAUGCUGUUUUACACAAGGCAUGACAUCGAAGAAGAGAGUGCCUUGAAAAUGAUGAGUCAGUUAACACUUUCUGGUACGAGAAAAGAAACGCAUCUGAAAAUGCCCGUCGCGAUAGAGAACAGCAUACGAAAGCAAAACAUCAAAUUCCUACAUCAUAGGAGUCAAUUUUCCUUAGAAUAUUUCACGUUCGUGAGAAAAUUAGCAACCAGCUCGGCGCAAGGCAACACCAGGCAUAGUCAGCCGUUGCCGAACGACCAAUUGGAGCAACAGUACCUCCUCAGUGUGCAACUAGUCAGUAAUUUCCUCUUCCACACUGGGUGGCAUACCAAAAAAAAUCUCAGGGGUCCCGCUAUGGAAUGGUGUGACGUCCUCUGUCUGCAUCUACGUACCUCUCCCGUGAUACGGUCGUGGUUUGCGCACAACAUGCUCUUCAACCACAUGUCACGCUUCUGUGAAUACCUACUGAGCUGUCCGAGCAACGAGGUCCGAUCGGCCUUCAUCAAAAUCGUCGUACUUUUAGCGCAUUUUUCCAUCAACGACGGCCCUUCGCCGCCACCUGCUGCGUUCAACAACAACGACACCACUGGCUCUCUCAGCGAUCACAUUCUUUGGGCGCUGCUGAGUCUGCUGCAGAGGGAAGUCAGCGAGCACGGUCGGCAUUUACCUCACUACUGCAGUGUGUUCCAUACGUAUGCCAAUCAAGGCGUUCAAGAGAAGACGCAGCUGCUUAGGAUGAACGUUCCGGCGACUUUCAUGAUGGUAGCGCUCGACGAGGGCCCCGGCCCGGCCAUAAAAUAUCAAUUCACUGAAUUAGGAAAACUUAAUCAAUUAGUAUCUUGUUUAAUAAGGUGCUGCGAUGUGAGCAGUAAAUGCCAGAGUAGUAACGGAGGUCCCGUAUUACCGAAUCCAUACAAAGAUCCCUCCAUCCAGGAGUACAUUAUGCCCAUAUCCAGUCAAGCUGCCGAAAUUCUCUUCAAUAGGACUGUAUAUAUUAAAAAAGUGAUAGAAGAUACAAAUUUGACUGAAGAUGCUAUUAAAUUUUUGCAGUUCUGCUCGUGGGAAAACCCGCAUUUCUCUAGAACUAUACUCUCAGAGCUGUUAUGGCAGAUAGCCUACGCUUAUUGUCAGGAACUUAGGCAUCAUAUUGAAAUUUUAUUAUCAAUUUUGCUAAUAGAAGACUCAUGGCAGACCCAUAGGAUACACAAUGCCAUCAAAGGUGUUGCAGAAGAACGGGAAGGACUUUUGGAAACGAUCAACCGUGCCAAGAAUCACUACCAAAAGAGGGCGUAUCAGUGCAUCAAAUGUAUGGUAGCGCUUUUCAAUCGAUGCCCGGCCGCCCAGACGAUGCUGAUGCGACAAGCGGACGUCAGGAGAUCUUGGGCUUCAGCGGUGGCGUGGCUACAGGACGAACUCGAACGAAAGUACCCGCCUAACGCGCAGUUCUCCUACAACACCUGGUCACCGCCGGCGCAGAGCAACGAAAGCUCCAAUGGCUACUUCCUCGAAAGGUCGAACAGCGCGCGCAAGACCUUAGAAAAAGCGCUGGAACUGAUGCCCGAGGUAGAGCGUGAAGAGGAAGAGAUGGGCGAGGAGCAGCCACAGCAGCAGCAACAGCCUCCCGCCCUAGACGAAACCGCCCCCAUCGCGGAGGAGCAACCGCCGCAGCAGCAGAACAGUGACAAUUCUGCCGAACUGCCGGAUGUCGCGCAGCGAAACAAAAACCGACAGGAUAGGUAA
Messenger RNA from Psylliodes chrysocephalus, 7422 nucleotides. Lineage: Eukaryota; Metazoa; Arthropoda; Insecta; Coleoptera; Chrysomelidae. The record is from the annotation of a GenBank genome assembly.